Molecule: messenger RNA, 1503 nt
Organism: Exserohilum turcica Et28A
Lineage: Eukaryota; Fungi; Ascomycota; Dothideomycetes; Pleosporales; Pleosporaceae
Exons: 6
Coding region: 1-1503 (500 amino acids)
Biological process (GO): biosynthetic process
Molecular function (GO): L-2-aminoadipate:2-oxoglutarate transaminase activity; pyridoxal phosphate binding
Source: RefSeq, a predicted model, not a curated record
AUGGGCGGCGGCGACGGCGGCGGCGGCGAAACCAUCGCCGACCACAUCCUCAAGUCCUUCCAGCUGCCAGACGUGGUCCCUUCCCCAACCAGCUCCAAGCCGCUCAUCAAUCUCCUGCGAGGGCACCUGCCGUUACGACCGGUCGCUAACCGCACCAGGUGGCCGAACCUGUCUCUGCUCCCGACACAAUUACUCGAUAGAGCGACCCACCGCGUGCUCCAGCAUAGGCCAACUGCUUACCCGGCCCUAUGCUAUGGCCCGGACGAGGGCGAUCCGCGACUGCGCAACAACAUUGCACACUGGUUAACCGCCUUCUACGCCCCUGCCGAGCCCGUCUCGCAAAACCGCAUCUGCAUUACUGGCGGCGCUUCCCAGAACCUGGCCUGCUUGCUCCAGGACUUUACAGACCCUCUGUAUACGAGAAACGUCUGGAUAGUCGCCCCCGCCUACAUGCUAGCUUUCCGCAUCUUUGAAGAUGCCGGGUUCCACACCAAGCUUCGCGCCGUUCCUGAGGACCCAGAGGGCAUUGACAUGGACUACCUAGCAACCCAAAUUAGGAAAAGCGAAGACAAGGCGGCGUCUGAAGGCAAUAGUGAGCCGCUUCUCAAGCCUCGGCGGCCAUUCAAUAAGAUUUACAAACACAUCAUCUAUGCCGUGCCAGCCUUCUCAAACCCCAGCUCCAAGACGAUGAGUCUGCGCAGAAGAGAACAACUUGUGCGUCUGGCCAGACAAUAUGAUGCUCUUAUCAUUACAGACGACGUAUAUGACUUUCUCCAAUGGCCCUCCAGUCUCACUCCCAGCACACUUUCGAUUGAGAAAGCUAGUCUGCCCCGGAUAGUAGAUGUGGACAGAUAUCUCGACGGCGGCGCCGAAAGACAGGGUGCAGAUGGCUUCGGUAAUGCCGUUUCCAACGCCUCUUUCUCCAAGAUUUUUGGCCCCGGACUGCGCACAGGAUGGUGCGAAGGGACCCCAAAGCUGGCGUACGCCGUUUCACAGACAGGAUCGAGCCGCUCCGGUGGAUCACCCAGCCAGCUGACAGCCUGCUUCGUGGCUGAGACAUUGGAGACUGGAGAACUCCAGCGCUACGUGUACAACACGCUCCAGCCUGCAUAUGGCAGUCGGUAUAGGCAUAUGGUUGAAGCUAUCCAUAAACACCUCACUCCGUUGGGCGUUCGCAUCCCCCAGACCGACCGCGAAGUCGUCGGCGGAUACUUCAUCUGGCUUACGCUGCCUCUACCACUCAAAGGCGCUGAUGUAGCACAACGUGCAAAGCAAGAUAGCAACUUGGCGGUUGCACAGGUCCCCGGCGACACCGAACAUGCGGGGACAUGUUUUGGCAACGACAUUAGAGUUUGCUUCGCGUGGGAAGAUGAAGACAUGCUCGUCGAAGGCAUCGAGCGACUUGCCAGCGUGAUUAGCCGCAUGCUCCAGAAAGACGCUAACGGCGGGCAGAAGCUCACACGGCCUGUCACCUGUGAAGACGACGCAAAGGCCUUGUGGUGA